Lontra canadensis (Northern American river otter) is the source of this 717-nucleotide messenger RNA. RefSeq names its product olfactory receptor 145-like. The annotation marks the transcript as partial. The record is from RefSeq and is a predicted model, not a curated record. Gene Ontology annotation, cellular component: membrane. Gene Ontology annotation, biological process: sensory perception of smell; G protein-coupled receptor signaling pathway. Gene Ontology annotation, molecular function: odorant binding; G protein-coupled receptor activity; olfactory receptor activity. Lineage: Eukaryota; Metazoa; Chordata; Mammalia; Carnivora; Mustelidae. The transcript has a single exon.
UAUUCUUCUGUGUUUACACCCAAAAUGCUGAUUAACUUCAUAUCAAAGACAAAUAUUAUCUCCUACGGCGGUUGUAUGGCCCAGCUCUUCUUCCUCUGUGGUUUUGGUAUUUCUGAAUGUUAUAUGCUGACAUCAAUGGCCUAUGAUCGCUAUGUGGCCAUCUGUAAUCCACUUUUAUAUAAUGUUGCCAUGUCCCCUAAAGUGUGUUUCAGCCUUAUGCUUGGUUCAUAUUUGAUGGCAUUUUCGGGUGCCAUGGCAAACACAGGAUGUGUGCUGAGACUGAAUUUCUGUGAUGCAGCCACUAUUAACCAUUAUUUGUGUGAUAUGCUCCCUUUGCUCCAACUCUCAUGCACCAGGACUUAUAUCAGUGAGCUGGUGCUUUUCAUUUCGGUGGGCAUUGAUAUCAUUGUGCCCAGUGUCACCAUCUUUGUCUCUUAUGGUUGCAUCCUGUCCAGCAUCCUGUGCAUCAGCUCCACUGAGGGCAGGUCCAAAGCCUUCAGCACCUGCAGUUCCCACAUAUUUGCUGUUUCUCUCUAUUUUGGAUCUGGUGCAUUUGUGUAUCUUAAACCAUCUUCUGUUGGGUCAAUGGGUGAGGGAAAAAUCUUUUCUGUCUUUUAUACCAAUGUGGUUCCUUUGAUGAACCCCUUCAUUUAUAGCUUGAGGAACAAAGACGUUAAACUUGCUCUGAGAAAAACCCGAAGUGGUAGAACAUUUUGA